AUGGAUUCAACUUAUACACCUCAAUCGCCCGAUUUAUCAGGUUUCUUACCACCUGAUUCCAACCAACAUCAACAACCCUCUCAUCCAUUAAUCACUUCAUCGGGAACAUCACCACCGUCAUCAUGUGCACCUAGAUCACCGGGAAUUCCUCAUUUUGGUAAUGGUACUAUUCCUACACCUAGACCUACAUCAACAUCAACGUCAACAUCAACAACAACAACAUCAAGACCUUCUCAACCAAUACAACAUCCAAAUUAUCAUCCAAGUCACUUAAAUCAAUCAAAUCAAUCAAGUCAUCCAAGAUUCACCACCAGUAAUCCGGGAAAUUUAAUGAAUGAAUUUCCAGAUUAUAAAACAUUUAUUAAUAGCACAAAUCAGUACAUGCCACCAAUUCCCGCAUUACCACCUACACAUUCUUUCCGAAGUCAAGGAACAACUUUAACCACUACUGCGACUACUGGGACAACUCCAACCACGGCUCCACAAUAUUACUACCCCUCUCACUCUCAGAUAAUCACAUCAGAUUUUGUUAAUAAUAACAAUUCACCCAUCGUUACAUCUUCUUCUUCCUCUUCUUCUCAUUUAUUACAACCACAACCACAACCACAACCACUCACACAACCAUGUUCACAAUAUAUCGAUCAAUUUGAAAAUACCGAGGCGACAUUGUCUUCUCAAUCCCCUCACCAUCAUCAUAUCCCAUCCCCAUUCACACUGGGUCACGAUCCCGUAGAGAUAUAUCAAUACAACAAUAAUCCUCACAAUCCUCUCUAUCACGAAUCAUACACAAAUCAACUCGAUAAAACAACGCGACAACCUCGUCAAUCACGCGUCAAAUUUCAACCUAUCACCACAGCCCCCUUCAAUCAAUCUCACACGCCUCAACACCAACCCAAUAUGUCUUUCGCCAUAGCACCCCAACCCCCCGCGGCUCCUCCUUCGAAUAAAAAUCCAAACCCGGAUGGAAUAGAAAUCCGCACGAAGUUUCCCGUCGCCCGCAUAAAACGCAUUAUGCAAGCCGAUGAGGAAGUAGGAAAAGUCGCGCAAGUUACUCCGGUCGCAGUAUCGAAAGCCUUGGAACUUUUCAUGAUAUCGUUAGUACAAGGCGCGGCGAAAGUCGCGAGGGAAAAGGGAGGAAAGAGAGUUACGGCGGGUUGUUUGAAGAGAGUGGUGGAGGAGAAUGAUCAAUUUGAUUUUUUGAGUGAGAUUGUAGGGAGGGUUCAAGAGGUUGUGCCGGCGGCGAAGGAGGAGAAGGAUGGGGAGGGAAAAAAGAGGAAAGCGUCGGCGGCGAAAAAGGAAGAGGGAAGUGAGAGUGAUGUAGAGCCGGAAGUGGAUGCAGGUGAACCAAAGAAAAAAGGUAGAGGAAAGGGAAAGGGAGGAAGGAAGAAGAAGGUUGAGGUUGAAUCUUGA
Messenger RNA from Botrytis porri, 1410 nucleotides. RefSeq lists its product as uncharacterized. Gene Ontology annotation, cellular component: nucleus; negative cofactor 2 complex. Bases 1 to 1410 code for a protein of 469 amino acids. The record is from RefSeq and is a predicted model, not a curated record. Gene Ontology annotation, biological process: transcription by RNA polymerase II; positive regulation of transcription by RNA polymerase II; negative regulation of transcription by RNA polymerase II. NCBI's taxonomy places the organism in Eukaryota, Fungi, Ascomycota, Leotiomycetes, Helotiales, Sclerotiniaceae. The transcript has a single exon. Gene Ontology annotation, molecular function: transcription coactivator activity; RNA polymerase II general transcription initiation factor activity; protein heterodimerization activity.